AUGUCUUACCGCUUCAUCAUGCUAGUAAGCGUCCUUUUCAUCUUGAAAGAAGGAUGAAAUCUAAAAAAUCUACUACUCACGUUCACGGACAUGGGCAUAAAAAAUUACCUCAGUGUGCUCCAGACGAAGCUCGUAUUAAAAGAGAAGCUCUACUUGAGCAAAGACGUCUUAAAUUAGCUCGUCAGAUCUUACAUGUUAAGGAAGUUUUAGUUAAACAGCAUGAGCGUGCUCUUAACGAAUCUUUUACAAAGCGAUCUCAAAUUCAGCAGACUUUACAA
Racocetra persica is the source of this 278-nucleotide messenger RNA. Lineage: Eukaryota; Fungi; Glomeromycota; Glomeromycetes; Diversisporales; Gigasporaceae. The record is from the annotation of a GenBank genome assembly.